Serinus canaria (Common canary) is the source of this 1042-nucleotide messenger RNA. RefSeq names its product mitochondrial transcription rescue factor 1 (gene MTRES1). NCBI's taxonomy places the organism in Eukaryota, Metazoa, Chordata, Aves, Passeriformes, Fringillidae. The record is from RefSeq and is a predicted model, not a curated record. The transcript is spliced from 4 exons. Bases 92 to 766 code for a protein of 224 amino acids.
UCCGGCUCCGGCUCCGCCUCCGGCGGGCGAGCGGCGGUGCGGGGACGGCAGCGCGGCCCGGGCCGAGGCGCCCCGGCACCCAGGUUAUGCUAUGACUGGCUUCAGACUCCCCAUCAGCACUUUCAGAAAAUUAAAUGUCUGGUUCGGACUGUGGGAGAAAUUUCCCUCAAAUAAACUGUAUCCCACUUGGAGGAGAAGCUUAUUCUGUAGCUGUCAAGCAAGCACAGCAAACUACAGAAGAUGUUUCAGUUUUUCCCCAUUCAGACUCAGUGCACUAAGACUCUCUCCAGAGUAUAUCUCAGUACUUUCUCUGCGGAACAAAAGCAGCAAAAGCUCUAAAAGGAGCAAACAAAGCGUACAAGAAGAGGAGGAGGAAGAGGAGGAAGAUGAAAGUAAUUUUGAAGAUGAAUUUGAAAAUGACCCCAAUGUAGUAAAAGAUUACAAGGAUCUUGAAAAAGUAGUGCAGUCUCUUCGAUAUGAUGUGAUCUUGAAAGCCGGUCUAGACAUGGCAAGAAAUAAAAUAGAAGAUGCAUUCUACAAUAAUGAACUCAGGCUGAAUGGAGAAAAACUAUGGAAGAAAAGUAGAACGGUAAAACUUGGUGACACACUGGAUCUCCUAAUAGGUGAAGAUAAAGAAACAGGAACUGCUGUAGUUAUGCGGGUAGUCGUAAAAAAAUUAUCUGACAAAACUGAAAGUGAAAAAUACAAAGUUAUUUUGAGGCGUUGGAAAAACUUAAAAGUGCCCAAACAGGAUGUACUUAAGUAACAAGGGGUUGCAUGUGGCAGCUUAAGAUUUUUGCAUAAAAACAUAUUUUUUUGUUAAAUAUGAAUUUUGGUUGAACAAAAUUACAGUACCCUUUUUUAAGGGCUUGUGUCAGAAUGUUAUCUCGCUCUGCUGCGUACAUCAAUAAUCAUGCAAUAAAGCCUGUCACUUUUUGCUGGUAGCUUUGUCUUGUGGUACUGUAAGUUAAAAGAUCCAACACUUACAUUUCCAGGAAGUUUCUUAUAAAUAAUGAAUCAAUAAAGACUGAUUUGAUCACUA